CCUCUCACUCUCCUUUUCCUUCACAACACUCUUCAGCUUUCCAAAUUAGAAGUGAGAGCAUCACAAAGAAACAUGGAGUCAGUUCAAUCAUGGGUUUCAGAGCACAAGCUCACCAGCAUUGGGGCACUCUGGGCCUCUGGGAUUGGAGCAACACUUCUAGCUUAUUCACGCACUAAGUCUCCAAUGAAGCCAAGUCUAAGGCUCAUCCAUGCUAGGAUGCAUGCACAGGCACUAACUCUAGCAGUGCUAUCAGGAGCAGCUGCUUAUCAUUAUUAUGAGAAUCGUUCUGUUCUGCCAAAUCGAGCAGCAGAUAGUCCUGCUCUGAAUGUCACCCAGCUUGUUGAAUGGGAGCUUCAAAGUCCUUUUUAAAUAAAUAAAAAAGGAACUAUAAUGAGGAUUCUGUUAUUAAAAUGAGUAGAGGGAAUCUCUAUGAUUAUAUCAUCUUGUAAUUGCUUUUUAUGUACGUAUUCCUCUUUGUCUUUAUGUAUGAUCUGCGUUCGGAAGGAAGACUCAAUUACCAGA
Messenger RNA from Lotus japonicus, 522 nucleotides. RefSeq lists its product as uncharacterized. The record is from RefSeq and is a predicted model, not a curated record. Gene Ontology annotation, cellular component: mitochondrial inner membrane. The transcript has 3 exons. The coding region runs from base 73 to 369 and encodes 98 amino acids. Gene Ontology annotation, biological process: mitochondrial respiratory chain complex IV assembly. NCBI's taxonomy places the organism in Eukaryota, Viridiplantae, Streptophyta, Magnoliopsida, Fabales, Fabaceae.